Dentiscutata heterogama is the source of this 413-nucleotide messenger RNA. NCBI's taxonomy places the organism in Eukaryota, Fungi, Glomeromycota, Glomeromycetes, Diversisporales, Gigasporaceae. The record is from the annotation of a GenBank genome assembly.
AUGAAGAUAAAAAAGACAACCUAUCUGGUUUUAAAGAAUGUGAUGGUACCUUUCCAAAUAAAAUUACACACUUUACAUUUGACCCAAAUCCAACUGUAAAGAAUACAACAAUAAAAUUUGAAAUUGGUGGGAUUUCUAAAGUUCCAUUUGAUAAAGAAUCUCACAUUAGCGGCAUGUCAUUUCUUAAUGGUGAUCCCAUAAACUUUUAUGUUCAAGACUUUUGUGAAGAAUGGGUUGAGCCAAGUGGUGAACAUUGUCCUGUUAAACCGGGGGAAUUUUAUUUUAAAGGCAGUCAGUACUUGAAACAGACAAGUGAAGAUCCUACAGGUGUAACUCUUACUGGUUACUUAAGACUUGUCAUUGCCAGCCCAGAAGGACAUAUCCGCUCAUGUAUUGAGGGGGAUAUUACAACU